Messenger RNA from Rhinolophus ferrumequinum (greater horseshoe bat), 2235 nucleotides. It is a transcript of the gene NR1H3, whose product is annotated as nuclear receptor subfamily 1 group H member 3. The transcript has 11 exons. Lineage: Eukaryota; Metazoa; Chordata; Mammalia; Chiroptera; Rhinolophidae. Gene Ontology annotation, biological process: negative regulation of inflammatory response; lipid metabolic process; positive regulation of transcription by RNA polymerase II. Bases 290 to 1633 code for a protein of 447 amino acids. Gene Ontology annotation, molecular function: nuclear receptor activity; zinc ion binding; RNA polymerase II cis-regulatory region sequence-specific DNA binding. The record is from RefSeq and is a predicted model, not a curated record.
AGGGGCAGUGAUGGUGCGAGAAGGAGGAUUCCGGGAGGGAGUGCUUGUAGGAAACUCGUGAUCCGACCGUGGCAGAGGAGCGUGGGAAUGUAGCGCGACCUCGCGCGGCAGAAAGAGCUGGAAGACCUCAUCUUGCUCCGGCUCCUCAGCUGCCCGCUGAGGCCUCUGGACAAGGGACUGCACCUUCCUCCUCUCUCAGCAAGGGGGCUCCAGAGACUGUCCCAGCCAGGAAGUCUGGUGCCCGGGCGUUCGGACAGUUCCUUGGUAAUGUACAGGGCUCCAGGAAGAGAUGUCCUUGUGGCUGGAGGCCCCUGUGCCUGACGUUUCUCCUGACUCUGCAGGAGAGCUGUGGGAAGCAGACACACAAGAUGCAAGCAGCCAGGCCCUGGGAGGCAGCAACUGCACCCUCAGGGAAGAAGCCAGCAUGGCCCAGUCAGCUGGGGGCACUUUGGGGAUGGGGCUAAAGGCAGGAGAGCCCACAGCCCUGCUCCCUGGCAUGGAGGCCCUUUCAGACACCACAGAGCUCCGUCCACAAAAGCGGAAAAAGGGGCCAGCCCCCAAAAUGCUGGGCAAUGAGCUGUGCAGUGUGUGUGGGGACAAGGCCUCUGGCUUCCACUACAACGUGCUGAGCUGUGAGGGCUGCAAGGGAUUCUUCCGCCGCAGUGUCAUCAAAGGGGCACGCUACAUCUGCCACAGCGGGGGCCACUGCCCCAUGGACACCUAUAUGCGUCGCAAGUGCCAGGAGUGUCGCCUUCGCAAAUGCCGCCAGGCUGGCAUGCGGGAGGAGUGUGUCCUGUCAGAAGAACAGAUCCGCCUGAAGAAACUGAAGCGGCAAGAGGAGGAACAGGCUCAGGCCACAUCCAUGCCCCCAAAGGCAUCCUCACCUCCCCAAGUCCUGCCCCAGCUCAGCCCGGAGCAACUGGGCAUGAUUGAGAAGCUGGUGGCUGCCCAGCAACAGUGUAACAGACGCUCCUUUUCUGACCGGCUUCGAGUCACGCCUUGGCCCAUGGCCCCAGAUCCCCAGAGCCGGGAGGCCCGUCAGCAGCGCUUUGCCCACUUCACCGAGCUGGCCAUAGUCUCUGUGCAGGAGAUCGUUGACUUUGCCAAACAGCUGCCCGGCUUCCUGCAGCUCAGCCGGGAGGACCAGAUCGCCCUGCUGAAGACCUCUGCCAUCGAGGUGAUGCUUCUGGAGACGUCUCGGAGGUACAACCCUGGGAGUGAGAGUAUCACCUUCCUCAAGGAUUUCAGUUAUAACCGGGAAGACUUUGCCAAAGCAGGGCUGCAAGUGGAGUUCAUCAACCCCAUCUUUGAGUUCUCCAGAGCCAUGAAUGAGCUGCAACUCAAUGAUGCCGAGUUUGCUUUGCUCAUUGCCAUCAGCAUCUUUUCUGCAGACCGACCCAACGUGCAGGACCAGCUCCAGGUAGAGAGACUGCAACACACAUAUGUGGAGGCCCUGCAUGCUUAUGUCUCCAUCCACCACCCCCAUGACCGGCUGAUGUUCCCACGGAUGCUAAUGAAGCUGGUGAGCCUCCGAACACUGAGCAGCGUCCACUCAGAGCAAGUGUUUGCACUGCGCCUGCAGGACAAAAAGCUUCCCCCACUGCUCUCUGAGAUCUGGGAUGUACACGAAUGACCUUCCUUCACGCUUAUCCUCUGUUUUCGGGCCUGGCUGAGGCCCUGUGGUUGUCUCCCAGAGGUGUAACAGACUGAGAAGGGCAAAUGUUCCUGGGAGCUGGGCAAUGGAUAUUCUCACGUGCCAUUAAAGGAGAGUCAAAGGGUUAGGAGUUUUGUGACUGCUGGGCAGUGGGGGUCCUGCCAAACCUGUACUCCGUUUGAACACUGUACUGACCCGACCAAGUGGAUGAACCUGGUGUCCACUUUGCACAAGGUUCUCCGGGGCCCUGCCCAUCCUGCCUCCACCACUUCCUGUUUUCCCCACAGGGCCCCAAGAGAAAUUCUCCACUGUCACUCUGCGGCUUGGCCAUAAAUGCCUCCCUGCUGCCUCACUGAUAAGUCUGGCAGUGUUUGUACAGGAAGACCAAAAUGAAUACAGAAUGAGAGAUACAAUUUCUAGAUCGCGGCGUGGGUACGGCAAUAGAGGGAAGACUGUGUCUUGUAGGAUGGUCCCCAGACUCAGAGGAGGGAGACAAGUCACAAGUGCCAGCCAGACAGCCUUGGGGACCCCCUUUUACUAGCCCUAUUGCGCCAUGAGAAUAAAUGAAAUGCUUAAGUUCA